AUGAAAAAGGCCGCAACAAAUUACCUUCAGGGUCGGUCCUCUCUGCAUGGUGAUGCCGAUAGAAAAAUACGAAUUCUUCAUAAUCGACUUUACAUUCAGCAGGCAGCUAACGGAAGACUCAUAACUGGAGGUUCUAGACAGUUCUUCGUCGAUGUUGCAUCCGCUAAAAUGGCCACCCGAUUAGACUUGGCAGCGGUCAUAUUUUCCAAAGAAACACUAAACAAAGAGGAUAGAGAGGAUGUUAUCAUCUUCCAAUCCCUCCACACUAUUUGGCUUUCGCUUGUCAAUACGGUCUCAAUAAAGCAUCCAGAUGGAUUGACCGCAAGAUUUGGGUGGCGCCCACUUGUGAUCGAAAAUACAAGAGAGUCCAUUUUAGAGAUCGAGCGAAACAGUCGCAAUAUGGGCAGAGGAAACUCAACGUCUAGUAUGCCAAAGGUCAAAGACAUGCAUACCUUGUGGCAAUGUCAGUACAUUUUGGGCAGGAGGCACAGGAAUUUCAAAGGAAACCCCAAAUUUGCAAAAUAUUCCGCUUGCGAGCUGCUGUAUUUCCAAAAGUUCUUUAGGCCUUCCCGCAUGCAAGACGGAAAGGCACAGCAUGAGAAGGAAAAUCAAAGUCAGCGGCACCGCCAUCAUCUAUCCUGA
Mitosporidium daphniae is the source of this 642-nucleotide messenger RNA. RefSeq lists its product as uncharacterized. The coding region runs from base 1 to 642 and encodes 213 amino acids. The transcript has 2 exons. NCBI's taxonomy places the organism in Eukaryota, Fungi, Microsporidia. The record is from RefSeq and is a predicted model, not a curated record.